AUGUAUGUUCCCCACUGCUAUAGCCGUAUCAAACAAUUCAACCCCACCGCAGAUAGGCCAUUUGUCCUAGGCCUACCGACCGGAAGCAGUCCAGAGGUCAUCUACCGUAUCCUGGUCCAACGGUAUAAAGCUGGCGAAAUCUCUUUCAGACAUGUCAUUACGUUUAACAUGGACGAGUAUGUGGGCCUUCCCCGCGAUCACCCCGAAAGCUACCACAGCUUCAUGUACAAGCACUUCUUCUCGCAUGUCGACAUCUCCCCAGCCAACAUCAAUAUCCUAAAUGGUAACGCACCAGACCUAGCCAAAGAAUGUGCCGACUAUGAAGCCAAAAUACAAGCCGUGGGCGGCAUCGAGCUAUUCCUCGGCGGCGUGGGUGCAGACGGACACAUCGCCUUCAACGAGCCUGGUAGCAGCCUCCACUCGCGUACUCGCGUCAAGACACUCGCAUACGACACCAUCCUGGCCAACUCGCGUUUCUUCGGCAACGAUGUAUCGAAGGUGCCACGCAGGUCGUUGACGGUUGGGAUUCAGACGAUCCUGGACGCACGUGAGGUAGUGAUUGUGGCAACGGGCGUGCACAAGGCAACAGCGCUGCAGAAGGCGCUGGAGCGGGGUGUGAAUCACAUGUGGACGUUGUCAGCGCUGCAGCUGCAUCCGCACCCACUUAUUGUGGCGGAUGAAGAUGCGACGCUGGAGUUGAAAGUGAAAACUGUCAAGUAUUUCGUCAGCAUAGAGCAGUCCGGAACAGAUGCACGGACGCAGGGACCACCCCUAGUCCAUCGCACGAAGCAAUAUACGCAGCCUUCCUCACGAGGCCUGACCCCGCCGCUCUCCUCUGACGAGCACGAUGGAGCGACGCCGGAAAAGUCCACCGCGCUCAAGAUCGAUACCUCUGGUUUCCACGCUAAUGGAAAUAGGGAAGAUGAACUGGACGAGUUAACUCCAGAUAGUAUGUCAUCGCGCUUAAAGGAUUCGGCCAUUGUGGGGCUUGAAGAGACGAUGAUUGCUGCAGAUGAUUUGGUCUUUGAUCGGAUGCGGUCGAGAAUUAAUUCAGCUGAGACGUGA
Molecule: messenger RNA, 1065 nt
Organism: Paracoccidioides lutzii Pb01
Product: glucosamine-6-phosphate isomerase
Exons: 4
Coding region: 1-1065 (354 amino acids)
Biological process (GO): carbohydrate metabolic process; N-acetylneuraminate catabolic process; N-acetylglucosamine catabolic process
Cellular component (GO): cytoplasm
Molecular function (GO): identical protein binding; glucosamine-6-phosphate deaminase activity
Source: RefSeq, a predicted model, not a curated record